AUGCUCGCCGCGCUGGCGGGGCCGCUGCUCGCCGCCCUCCUCGCCGCCGCCCGCGCCCGCCCGCAGCCCCCGGACGCAGGACAGUGCCGGCCGCCCGGAUCGCAGAGGGAGCUGAACUCCUUCCUGUGGACUAUUCGGCGCGACCCCCCGGCCUACCUGUUUGGCACCAUCCACGUCCCCUAUACCCGUGUCUGGGACUUUAUCCCCGACAACUCCAAGGCGGCCUUCCAGGCCAGCGCUCGCGUCUACUUCGAGCUGGACCUGACCGACCCGUACACCAUCUCGGCGCUGGCCAGCUGCCAGCUGCUGCCGCACGGGGAAAACCUGCAGGACGUGCUGCCGCGGGACCUCUACUGGCGCCUGAAGCGCCACCUGGACUACGUGAAGCUGAUGAUGCCCUCGUGGAUGACGCCAGCGCAGCGGGGCAAGGGGCUCUACGCCGACUACCUGUUCAACGCCAUCGCGGGCAACUGGGAGCGCAAGAGGCCCGUGUGGGUGAUGCUCAUGGUGAACUCCCUCACGGAGACUGAUGUGCGCUCCCGGGGGGUGCCCGUGCUGGAUCUCUACCUGGCCCAGCAGGCCGAGAAGAUGAGGAAGAGCACCGGGGCCGUGGAGCGCGUGGAGGAGCAGUGCCACCCGCUGAAUGGGCUCAACUUCUCCCAGGUGCUGUUUGCCCUGAACCAGACCCUGCUGCAGCACGAGAGCGUGCGGGCGGGGAGCCUGCAGGCGCCCUACACCACGGAGGACCUCAUCAAGCACUACAACUGUGGGGAUCUCAACGCUGUCAUCUUCAACCACGACACAGCCCAGCUGCCCAGCUUCAUCAACACCACCCUCCCGCCGCACGAGCAGGUGACGGCCCAGGAGAUCGACAGCUACUUCCGCCACGAGCUCAUCUACAAGAGGAACGAGCGGAUGGGGAAGAGGGUCAUGGCGCUUCUGCAGGAGAACGAGGACAAGAUCUGCUUCUUCGCCUUCGGAGCAGGUCAUUUUCUGGGAAACAACACAGUCAUCGACGUCCUUCGGCAGGCAGGGCUGGAGGUGGAGCACACACCUGCGGGGCAGACCAUCCACAGCCCCGCCACCCGGAGCCCUGCACCCCCACCCGAGGGGACCUCGGCCAGCCCGGCCCCAGCCACCCCCGCCGCCGCCGCCGUCCCCACCGCGCCAUCGACGACCCCCACUGUCCCGCCCGAGGAGGAGGACCCGGCCCUGUCCCCACACCUCCUGCUCCCUGACAGCCUCAGCCAGCUGGAGGAGUUUGGGCGGCAGAAGAAGUGGCACAAGAGGCAGAACAAGCAGCAGCGGCCGCGGCAGUUCAAUGACCUGUGGGUCCGCCUCGAGGACAGCACUGCCGCGUCGCCGCCCCCGCCGCCCCCGCCGCCCACGCCCAGCACCCGCCCGGCCGGGCCCCCGCAGCCCUCGGAGCCGCUCCAGCCGCGGGAGGAGCCGGCGCCCACCAGCCGCUCAGCGCCCGGCCGCCUGCAGCGAGCCCCGGGCCUCCUCCGCGCAGUCCUGGCCGGCGUCGCCGCCCCCCUCCUGCUGCACAGCCUCGGGCCUUCCUGACCCGCCGCCGAGGAGCCCAGGAGCCCAGGAGCCGCAGGAGCCGCAGGGGACCGCAGGGGACCGCAGCCGCCCCCACUGGCCCCGCUGCCACCGCCGGGUGCCCGGCCCUCGCGGGCGGUCCAGGCGGGAUCCUUAGAACGGUAGAGCUUUACUGUACCCAGGUUACAUCUUCUUUUUUGUAGAAGGAUCUUAAUUUCCCAUAGUGCUAUGGGGCUCUUUUGUAAAAUACGUGUCCAUAUUAAAAAAGAAAAAUGUAUUUAUUCUACCGAUAAAACUAUUUUUAUGUGGCCUAUGUUAACCCUUUAAUUAGCCCCAACGCCAACCCAGGGAGUGAACCCAGGCUGCCAGGACGCCUGCAGCCUCAGGCAGACUGUGGCUUGGAGCUGGCUUGCUCCUAGACCAGCAGAAGCCUCCGUGUCUGGGUUUGGCUUCUCCCACCACGGGACCUCAGAGACAGGGGCAGGCAGACAGGCUUAGCUUUUGUGAAGCUGGAUCUGGGAGCCAGAGAUGUGAACGGACGAUCCUUCCUUCCCCUGGGUGCAUCCGAGGGCGGGAAGAUACUUUAGGAAAGAAUGCUGCUAUUUCGAAAACCCGGAGUGUCUGUGAACUGGCCCUCCAGAGCUCUUGGUAAGUGUUUGGACCAAAGUAUGGGGGUAGGGGGCGCGGCUGGUACUGAGGGAGGUCAUCCCCCAGCCCUCGGUGACAGAUGGUUAAGUUGAGAUCCAAAGAGAGGAAUGUGGUUGCCCAAGGUCAUGCAGCAAGUGGGAGACCCCGGGUGUGAAUCCAUGAAUCCAGACCCCUCUGUUCUGGCUUCAUUAAUCUUCUAUAAGCAUGGCUUAUCAAAGAGCUUGUUGAAGUCACGGCCAAACAGAGUGAGCUGGGCCAAAGGACAGGAGUGGGCACAGAAGGACAAUUUUAGGGACAGGGGCUCUAGGAGUCGCAUAGUAAUAAUCUUAAUGUAAGCCACCGCCAGUCCAAAGCCUGCAGCGUGGCAGGCACUUUGCACACUCACUUUAUCACUGAUCCUCAUGACGUUCUGUGAGAUGUGUCCCCAUUUCACAGAUGAGGAACUGAGCCCCCCACCCCAAAUAGAUAAAUGGACUUGUUCAAGGUUACCUAGCUGGGACGCGGCCCCAGGUCAGUGUGAUUCAGAAGCGAUGCUCGUCCCCUGGACCAUGUUUUCCCAUGUUCUCUCCACCUGGGAAGCUCCAGGGAGGCAGAUCUCACCCGAAUGGACCAGCACAGCCUCCUUGCUCCAGCCCAAGAGGCCACUGGGCCACAGUCCCUCAUGUUGGUCCCUAUGAACGAAGGGCUCAGCCAGCAGCCUGUGCCACAUAGUCCCACGCCCCAACUUGUCUAUCUCGGAGCCGAUGAGAGGCUUUCUUAUCAAAUCAGUGGCUGGCAGCUGGGGCAGCUGGGGAGGCAGAGCAGCCAAACGGAGGCAGGCAGGCAACUGAGACUCAGAGAGACUGACCCUACUCCUCCGCCUCCAAGGCCAUAGCUGAGAAAGCAGAGAGUCCCGGCUGGCUGCCUCCUGGCCCUAAAUCCUCACUGGCUGGCAGCUCAUCAGUCACAGAGUUUUGGAACCCAACAGUCAAAAGGGCCCCUCAUUUGACAGAUAAUGACAGUAAGAGAAAUAAUGAGGCCCAGAAAGGGGAGGCACCUCCCCAAGGCCACACAGCUGGGCAGGUCUGCUGACUCCCAGCCCAGUGCUCCACAGCAUCAGCACGCCGUGGGUUUCCCUGGCAGGCCUGGCACUGGCUGAUUGGACCCAAUGCCACUGUGCCCAGCCCAGCAGCUGUCUCCCUUCUGAGACAGAACUCUGAGCGGCUCUGGAUGGUCAGAGGUCCUGUGAGCAUCUUGGCCGGCAGCUAAAUUCUUUUCAUCACAGCCCUGGACGGACAUGUUUGAGCUUGAGACCUGGCAGGAGCCCUGAGAUCUGUUCAGAGGGUCCAGCCAGCCCCAUGGGCAUCACGUUGUAAACUGAACUUGACCCCCACCAGGGCUGGAGUCCGUUUAUCUUUGGCAGAGAUGUGACUUCCUAUUUCUGAGUGGGAAGGGGCUUAGCUGACUUAUAAAGCAGGCUCAGAAGGCCUGUUGGACAUCAAACAGAUCGUGUGGAGCACUCUGCGGAUGAGAUAAGUGUCGAGGAAUUAGAAGCGCACAGGCCAGAUUUCUCUCUGUUCGGGGCAGAGUGUGGCAUGAGAUGCACUCAGACCAAGCUGAGGUUAAUUAAAAUUGAAGCAUUUGGGUGAACAGCCCAGGUACCUGACUGCAUGCCCAGAUCUGUGCCAGGCACGGGGCCAGAGAGGUAAAGCAACAUGGUGUGUGCCUCUUGAGCACCCGCGGUGCCAGGCUCUGUGUUGAGGCCUCAUCCACGCACCAUUGCUGGCCGGGAGGAACUCCUCGUCAUCGAGGUGGAACAAGCAGCCCAAUCGCAGGUUCCUGGAAGGAACCUUAGAGGUUCUCCUACCCAGGCCCCUGACCACAGAUUCAGCCCUCGUCUUCCCCAGAUCCCUCCUCUGGAUAGACUGAGAGAUUCCAAAGUUCCCCUCCAGCAAGCGCUCAAGUGUUUAAAGAAAGAUGGAAGGCUGCAGGUGGCUGGGCCGGUUCAUCAGGUAGGCAUGUCCGAGGGGACGGCCUGAGCCAUGUGGAUCAGACAUCGGCAGCCUGGGUUCGGUGACCCCUACGGCCCCCUCACUGGCCGGGGCCGGAAACAACGGAGCUUGCUGGUUCACGUCCCAGAAGACCAGCGGCACGUCAGUGGAAACCUGCAGGGCCGGGGCGCUGAAUCCUCUCAUCCUGAGCCAGGGAACCACCACACCAUCCAUUCCCACUUACACCCUUUGGAUGAUCUCUCCACCACUGCUGACAUAUUUUCCAGCAUGUUCUAUAUGCCUGGCCUCAUAAAACGCCCCUGUGGCUCUGAGAGCAUCGUGUACUUUUCUUAGGGCUUUCAUGUUAGACCUUCAGGUGGCAGACAAGAUAGAAGGAUGAGACCCAGCAGGCUGAGUGACCUGCCUGAGGUUAGGCCUCAUGUUAGUGGUGGCCCUAGGUCUCCUGUCUCAGGAACACUGACCCAAUGACCCAGGGACAUUCUAGAAGCUGCCAAUAUGGUCACGUCCUUCUAGUCUUCCUCCAGGCUGUUCUGCAGCAGCAGAACAAGGUCCCCUCCAGCUGAGAUGCCAAGGUCCAGAGCCAAUGACGCGUGGAAACUUGCACUGACUGGCAAAUUUGCCUCGACGCCAAAUAACCAUGAGCUGGUUUUUCUCAUACGAAAUGCUCUGCUGUCUACUGCCUCGCCUCAGCUAGGCCUGGGCAAGCCCCAGGGCUCGGGACCCUGAUUCCACCUGCCCAGUCUCCAGCCUGGUGCCCUCAUCACAGUGGAUCCCAAAGAAUGGUCCUCCAUCGAAAGGAAAGUCUAUGCACACCACCAUGUAGGACAAGGGCAGUUCUGCCUGGAACUGCAGCCCUGAUGGCAUCCUGGGUGGAGAGAGCAGAGCUGGGGCUGCUGAUAGUGUUCCAGUGCCUGUGGGAUAAGAACAGAAGUCCUCAGACCCUCCGUGAUCGGGCCCUGCUGACUUUGCCAGCCCAUCUCCCAUCUCCCACUCUGUGCCUGACCAGACUAAAUCCUGUCAUUUCUAGAAUAGAUAGGAUGUUUCUACUCCCUGGACUUGGAAACUCCCUUCUCUUUCCCCAAGUCCUCAUUUUUUGAAGAUUAACUCAUAUAGCACUUCCUCCAGGGAGGCCCCUGUGAUUCUUUUUUUUUUUUUUUUUUUUUUUUUUUUGCUUCUUUAACAUCUAUCACAGCACCCACUGACCAGUGUUGGGACUGUAAUAGCAUAUCUUCCCUCCUAUCGGACCGUGAGGUCCUGGGUGGCAGGGGUCAUGUAAAUUCGUCUUCGUAUCCUCAUUUGAUACACUCAAUAGACGUGUAGAGAGGGAAGGAAGAAGAAAGAGCUGGAGAGCGGAAAGGAGAGACCAAGACCUUAGCUCUGCUAGUGGAAUACUCCCUGCAAAGCCAAAGCUGUCCCCUGCAGGUGGUGAGUUUCCUGUCGCAGGAGGUGUGAGCAGGGCAGUAGGCCCGCUGGCUGGAGAUGUGGUAUGAGAGCUGAAGUCUUGGCAGGGGACUGGUGUAGAUGACAUCGAGGGUCCCUCCUGGCUCCGUAAUGCUCAGGUUCUUUGAACAUUGUUAUUUUAACAAAAAUUCAUCUAUGCAGCCAAAAACAUCACCCGGGCUGGCUGUCUCAACAGUAGGGUUCAGGAAUCUCUCCAGCCUCACACCCCCGUUCUUCAACGGCCCAGCCAGGCCUGACGUCAGUUGGCAGGCUUGCCUGCUACCCUGAGGCAAGGGGGCCUCUGGGUGCUGGGGGAGGGCUGGAAUAGAACCCAGGGCCCCCGGCCCCAGCCCAGGACUCCUUCCCCCGUGCCCCUGACCUUGGGGGCCGGUAGGGAGGGGUCACGAGGACUGAUCAGCCCCCCUCCUGGCCCUUUCCGGGAGUAUCAGCAUACCCUCCGAUCUCCUCAUGCUGUUUCCAGCUGUUGGCUCCUCCUCUCCAGAGGCACUCUGGAUACUCCUUCACUUUGCUGGGUGACCUUGGGCAAGCCCCUGCUCCUUCCUGAGCCUCCACUUCCUCAUCUGUUAAAUGGAGACCUUGUUUCCUGCGUGAGCUGAGCUGGGGGCUGGAGGAAUGGCAUGUGCAAUCGCAGGGCUCUGUAGAGGUGAGGCACCACCCCUCUUCGGGCUCAGUGCUCGGCUUUCCUCCCAGGCCGGGAGACUUCCCCGGGGUUCGGAGCAUGUGGCAGACAGGGAAGGUGACAGACGGGCAAGCCUUCAAGGUUGCUCCAUCCCAGACCUGCUGCAGGGAAAGUGGGCUUUGGCAGAGCCCGAGUCUAGGACAUCGGUGAGGCCCUGUGGCAUCUUGGGCCCCAGUGGCCCAGGCAGCGGGGGCUGACCCUUGGCCAGGGGAGGUUCUAGGCCAGAGCAGGGGCAGCUGGAGCUCCUGCCCCAUUCCUGGGCCUCAAAGAGAUUGCAGAAGGUCCCCAGUUGACUCUCAUUAUGUGACACAAGCUUCAGAUCUUAAUGUAUUUGAAAGAUAUUGGUGACGUUGUUCGUUUAACCACCUCCUCCCUUCACCUCUGUGAAUUAUCAGGAAGAGUCCUUUAAGAAUAUAGAAGACAAAGAAAGAUGCUAUUAAUGUUAUUUUGCCAAAAAUAUUUUUGUAGCAUAAUAUAUUAAUAAAAGACAUUAUGAAUUCCA
Molecule: messenger RNA, 6826 nt
Organism: Canis lupus familiaris (dog)
Lineage: Eukaryota; Metazoa; Chordata; Mammalia; Carnivora; Canidae
Gene: TRABD2B
Product: TraB domain containing 2B
Exons: 7
Coding region: 1-1566 (521 amino acids)
Biological process (GO): negative regulation of Wnt signaling pathway
Cellular component (GO): organelle membrane
Molecular function (GO): Wnt-protein binding; metalloendopeptidase activity
Source: RefSeq, a predicted model, not a curated record